This is a messenger RNA of Drosophila obscura, 753 nucleotides long. RefSeq lists its product as uncharacterized. Gene Ontology annotation, molecular function: zinc ion binding; nucleic acid binding. NCBI's taxonomy places the organism in Eukaryota, Metazoa, Arthropoda, Insecta, Diptera, Drosophilidae. The record is from RefSeq and is a predicted model, not a curated record. The transcript is spliced from 2 exons. The coding region runs from base 1 to 753 and encodes 250 amino acids.
AUGAGGGACGCUGUAGCCCGCCAGGGACCAGCGGCAAUCCCCAAGGAGCGAGCGGAGGGCUGGGUAACGGUCGCAGCUAGGCACAUCCUUAGGAAGGUCAAGAAUGAGCCAAGCCUUAAGACUCUAGGGCAAACAGUGCAAGGGGUGCGACGCACCGCAAAGGGAGAGCUCCUACUAGUACUGGAGAAAGCGGCAAACCCGAAAACUCAGGAAAUGCAGGCAGCGUUUCAAGAGGCGCUCGGAAGCACGGCUGAAGUCAGAAGCCUUACUGAAACGGCGAUCAUUGAGGUAAAGGACAUAGACGAGGUGUCCACUCAAGAAGAAGUGCUGGCGGAGCUUAAGGAGCAGGCAGGGGUAGCCAUAAAUGAGGCUGCGGUCAUUGCCUUUCGACCAGCCUACAGGAGAACCCAGACCCUGACGCUGAAAGUCUCGCCGGCAGUAGCAGCGACGCCUUUAGGAAAAGGAAGAAUCCGUUUGGGAUGGGGUUAUUGCCGGAUACGGCCCAAAACCACGCCCAGAAUAUGCUUUAAGUUCAUGGAGUUUGGGCACAUCGCAACGAACUGCAAAAGUGCCCAAGACUACACAAAGUGCUGCUACAACUGCACAGAAACAGAUCACCAGGAUAAAGACUGCAAAGUCCAGCCGACCUGCAUUAUCUGCAAGCGGCAGCGGGCGAAGGACACGAAGCACCAAACGACGAGUUCGAGGUGCCCGCAGUACCAAAAGGCGAUCCAGCAGAUGAGGGAUAGAUGA